UUUAAAUAUUCAAAUAAAAUUUGUGUAUUUUAUUCCCCGGUCAUUCAUACUAACGAAACAAUAAUAAAUCAAUAUACAUAGUUACUAACAUCACGUCUACAAAAUGUUCGACCUUAUUUUUAUUAAAACAAAUCGAACAAAUAUAUAUAAGCAGAAAAAGCUUCAACACACCAGGCACACAUCAUUUUAUUCUUGUAUCACUAACAAGAAAAAUGAUCACCAAGGGCCUAGUUCUUUUGACCUUUGCAGUUCUCUAUGCAUACGCCGCGUGCAAGAGCGAUACCGCUCUAGUUGAAUGGACUGGAGGAAUGUUCCAAUGGCCUUCUGUUACAACUGAAGCUAUCUACAAGUCCUCUGGCCGUUAUAUCCCCAAGAAUAUCAUCGCAACCAGGGGCCAAAUCCACGGCGACGAUGUCAUCUUGGCUCUUCCCAGAUACAAACCUGGAGUGCCGGUAACAUUGGCGAAAGUUAGCUUGAAGACUAGAGGUUGCGAAGCUGUUUUGACUCCGUUCCCUUGUUGGUCGACCCAAGAAGAAGGAUCCUGCGAGGCAUUGCAGUCCGUAGUUGAUUUGGUCAUCGAUCCAAAUCAAAUCCUGUGGGUAUUGGACGUCGGUGUCGUUAACACCCUGGGUACUCCGAUCAGACACUGUCCACCCAAAGUGAUCGCCAUCAACUUGCAAACCGGAAAGAAAGUCAAAACCCUGGACUUGUCUGGCUUGGUCGUUCCAGCUUCGAGACUCCAAUACAUCGCCGUCGAAUACGCACCAGACGGUCGACCAUUCGCGUACGUCAGCGACGCCGCCACCCGUUCCAUCCUCGUCUUCGACAUCGCAGGUAACAAAGGUUACCGUGUCGUUCUUCCAAAGGCCAUUGCAGGAUGCCGUCGCGACGUCCUCUACAUCGCUCUCGUCACCAAGGGAUGCGGCAACAACUUCCUCAUUUUCACCUACUUGUCCGGAAGCCGCGUUUUCUCCAUUCGUACCGAUUACCUCAGAGCCGGAUGUGCCGCUGGUAAAAUCACUGACUUGGGAGUCAAGCCCAAGAAGAUGGUAAUCCUGGGUACCGAUCUUGGAUCUGCCCUCUUCUUCAGAUACGAAGGUGAAAACGGAGUUUACAGAUGGGACUCCAACACCCCCUUGUGUCCAGCCAAUUUGGCUCUUGUUUAUCAGAGUCCAGCCUGCUACUUGGCCACCUCUGUACUUCCAGACUUGAAGAGGCAGCGCAUCCGUGUCUUGGAAAGCAACUUCCCAGAUUUUGUUGCCGAUACCGUCGGAUGUGGAGCUUCCCAAAGAGUUAGUCUCAUGUCCAGCUGUCUCGAAUAAGUCCUUUUUGACUGUGAUCUCGAAUAUAAGAAACUGAAUAAAUAAAAGUAUUAUUAAUA
Messenger RNA from Aethina tumida (small hive beetle), 1381 nucleotides. RefSeq names its product protein yellow (gene yellow-g2). The coding region runs from base 213 to 1322 and encodes 369 amino acids. The transcript is spliced from 2 exons. Gene Ontology annotation, cellular component: extracellular region. Lineage: Eukaryota; Metazoa; Arthropoda; Insecta; Coleoptera; Nitidulidae. The record is from RefSeq and is a predicted model, not a curated record.